AUGCCUCCCAAAAGAGCGUAAUCAAAAGCUAAGAAGGUAAUUCCUGUAGUGACAGCAAAAGGAAAGAAAGAUGCGAAAGCCGCAUAAAAAAAUACUAAGGUGGUAGCAAAAUAGACACCAAAAAGUGUAUCUACAGGCAGAAAAGGUUCAAGUGCAAAGUCGGUGAGUCCUGCCCCACCUGCAAAAUCAGCAACAAAGAAUAAUGCAAAAUCAUCAUCUGUAUCCAAAAAGGAUGCUACAGCCACUCCAGCAAAGAAAGAUGUUCCAGAUAAGAAAAAGACAUAAAAGAAAUCACCAUCUCCUCCUCCAAACAAAAAGGUUUAAAAAGAGAAAACAGAAUUGAAGACAAUUACAUUUACAGGAUCAGCUCCUGUUGAUGAAUUUGUUCAUCAAAAGGAUACUUAUGUUGUAUAUGAAUAAGGCGGUAAGAUCUAUGAUUGUGCAAUGAAUCAAACAAAUAUUAUGGAAGAUAAUAAUAAUAAUAAGUUUUACUUUGUAUAACUAUUGAAAAAGAAGAAUGAAAACGCUUAUUUUGUAUUCACUAGAUGGGGAAGAGUUGGUUAAAUUGGAUAAUUGGCCUUGUAGCCAUUUUAAGGCGAUUUAUCAUCAGCAAUUAGCUAAUACCAGAAGAAGAUUCACGAGAAGAGUGUUAAAGGAGACUAUCGUAUUUUGGAGAAGGAUUAUUCAGGAGAAAAUGAUCCAAAGGCUUUGGAGAAACUGGAGAAAUUGAGAGAGUAGAAAGAGAAAGAAUCAUUUAAUAAGAGCAAGUUGCAUUAGAGAGUGAAAGAGUUGAUUAGGUUGAUUUUUGAUAUGAAAAUGAUGAAUAAUCAAAUGAGAGAAAUUGGUUAUGAUGCAAAGAAGAUGCCAUUGGGUAAAUUAGCAGCAACAACAAUCAAAAAAGGAUUUGAUGUGUUGAAGUAAAUAUAAGAUGAAUUGGAUAAGAAGAAUAAAAAUGUUGUAGAAUUACAAAGACUCACGAGUGAAUUUUAUAGUUAGAUUCCACAUGAUUUUGGAAUGAACAAAGCACCUCUUAUUGAUACAAAGGAAAAAGUGAAGGCUAAAUUGGAAAUGUUGGAAGCCAUUUAACACAUUUAGGUGGCAACCAAAAUUUUGGAGGAUAGCAAAGAUGAUUCUAAUGUGAUAGAUGAGAACUACAAAAAACUUAACAUAGAUUUGAAAUAUUUGGAUCAUAAUAGUGAGAAGGUGAAGACAAUCAAGAAAUUCAUACAAAAUACAUAGGGAUAUUAUAAAUUGGAGGUUGAAGAUGUCUUUGAAUUGACAAAAGAUUAAGAUGAUAAGAGAUUCAAGAAGGAUCUUGGAAAUAGAAUGCUUUUAUGGCAUGGAUCUCGUUUAACCAACUUUGUGGGUAUCUUGGGUCAAGGUUUAAGAAUAGCUCCACCUGAAGCUCCAGUUACUGGAUAUAGAUUUGGAAAAGGUGUCUAUUUGGCAGAUGUGGUUGAAAAAUCAGCAAGCUAUUGUUGUCCAGAUCCAACAACAAAGACUGGGUUGAUUUUGCUUUGUGAUGUUGCAUUAGGAAAUCCAAAUAUAAAAUUGGAUUCUGAUCAUAAUGCUAGCAAUCUUCCUAAGGGAAAGCAUUGCACUUGGGGUAAAGCUAGAAGUUACCCUCCUGAGAAGUCAUAUGUAGAAAUGCCUGGAUUACCUGGAGUGAAGGUUCCAAUUGGUAAGCCAGAACCUUCAGAUGUUGAGAAGAAGUCAGGGUUGUGGCACAAUGAAUUUAUAGUGUAUGAUGUUGCUUAGGUGAGACUUAAGUAUUUGAUCAAGAUGAAGUGGUAAAAUUGA
Paramecium tetraurelia is the source of this 1800-nucleotide messenger RNA. RefSeq lists its product as uncharacterized. The transcript is spliced from 5 exons. Lineage: Eukaryota; Ciliophora; Oligohymenophorea; Peniculida; Parameciidae. The record is from RefSeq and is a predicted model, not a curated record. Gene Ontology annotation, molecular function: NAD+ poly-ADP-ribosyltransferase activity.